Molecule: messenger RNA, 1996 nt
Organism: Perca fluviatilis (European perch)
Lineage: Eukaryota; Metazoa; Chordata; Actinopteri; Perciformes; Percidae
Exons: 4
Coding region: 81-845 (254 amino acids)
Source: RefSeq, a predicted model, not a curated record
AGUGUGUCUGUUAGAACAAAACACAACCCCCACACCGUUGCAUCGUGCUGUCAGGCAGGACAACUGGACUCGACUCUGUCAUGUCUAUCUUUGUGAUACUGGGACUGCUGGUCUGCAUAGAGGCACAAGAGCCCAGUGCUGUGACUCCUGUGUUUGUCCAGAAGGGAGAGGAUGUGCUUCUAAAUGUCACCACAGCUGAUGUUUCUACAGAAGAUAUGGUUUUCUGGAGAUUCAAUAAAACAGUUAAUAUAGUACGAUUUUUAGCUGGUACAGAAACAAUCUUUGAUGACUACUCUGGAAGGAUUGAGGUGCUUGAGAACUAUUCUGUGAAAUUGAAGAAUCUACAAGAGGCAGACAGUGGAGUUUAUACUGCAGUAGUGUCUGGGGGUAAAGAAAAAACAAUAACUGGAUACAAGGUCACAGUCCAAGAUCCAGUGUCUCCAGUUAAACUGUCAGUGGACUCUGUGUCUAACAGCUCAGACUGGUGUAACCUGACAGUGAGCUGCAGAGCAAAGGACUCUCACAUUAGCAGCACCUUUAGAUGUGACACCCACACCUGCAGUCAGGAAGGAGGAGAGAGACUACAGGUCCCACCCUCUGAUGCUGAUCUCCAUGUCUACCUGUCCAAUGGCUCCAUCAUCUGUAACCAUAGCAACCAGGUCAGCUGGAAAAAGGACAUGAAACCAAUUAAAAAUGUCUGCCCCCGACUUGCUGGUCCAGAGAGUGUCUCUGCUGGUUUCUCUGUGUGCCUGCUGAAGACAGCCGUGUUGUCCGUCGGUCUGAUCAUCAUGGUGGCUGCUGUCAUCACUGUUCACCUCAUGGAGAAGCUCAAGAAGCACAAAUAAAAACUUAAAGUUAAAGGUACGCUGUGCAGCUUUUGACCACUAAUAGCACCAUGGAGAAGUUUUUUUUUUUUUUUAAUAAGAGUCCCUGUUUUGUUUGUUUUGUUAAUGCACGAGCCAUCAGAGGGACGUUGUACAUUCCAGCCACUGAUGUCAUGCUGUUCCACUGAUUGACAGUAGGUGGCAGUAACACACCAAUAAAUUAACCAACAAAGGAGAGGCGGUAGAACGCUGCAAGCCAGACAACAUGGAUGCAAACAAUGUAAAAUUAAAAAAAUAUUUGUACAAAAUAUGGGGAAAAUGUAUUUCAACUCAUUUGUAAAGCGUAAAUGAUACUUUAAAUGCAAUUUUAGUUUUAGCAAAGUAUAACAAGAAAACUCCACAUGGCACAUUUUAUGCAAAUUCUUAUGAUUCUUAAUUAUCCAUUGAUUAUACCCAAUAAUCACUGUGAUCACUUUGUAAAUACAAUUAUUGUACAAAAUAUGUUCCAAAAUAUUUUAGGAGCAUGUAAUCUCCUUAAUAAAAAACAUUUACAUUUAUAGAUAUAUUUAUAUACAUGUAUCUUUAUACAUUUAUAAAUAUAAAGAUACAAGAACUAGUCUUGAUGUAACCCUGAAUGUUAUUAACAAUGUUCUAACAAUAUAUAUGUGUAUGUUUAUAUGUACAGUAUGUUAUUAGUUUUUAUUUAUCUUUGGGUGACUGCAGUUUCUGCUACAUGCACCAUUAUCCGAGAUUUAUUAAAGCUAUACUCAUAAUAUUUUGUGGUGAUUUUGUGAAUUCAUGGAAAGAUCACGGCCACUGACUGUCACUGUCCCGUUUAAAUCUGUGAACAAAAUUUGGGAAAAUAUUAAUCCCAACACAUUUGUAAAGCUUCAAGGUUUUUUACAAUGCAAUUUGGCAAGUACAUCAUCUUGUAAAUAUUGUCUAUUUCUGAGAAAACUCCACAGGGCACCUUUAUUACAAAUGCUGAUAAUUCUUGAUUAUUCAUUGAUUAUACCCAAUAAUCAAUGUCCUCACUUUGUAAAUAAAAUGAUUGUUUGUUUAUUGUUUAUUAUUGUUCAUUAAAAGGAUCCCUAUUAGCUUAUGCCGUAGCAGUCAGCUACUCUUCCUGGGGUCCACACUAGACACGCAAUACAAGAUUACAUCACAUUAUA